CUCUCUCUCUCUCUCUCUCUCUCUCUCUCUCUCUCUCUCUCUCUCUCUUCAUCAAUCUCAAGCCAUGUGGGUUCCAUGCUUUUGCCUCCCCAAGGAAAUGCAACACAUCAAUCUUCUGCUGCUGAGUUUUGAUCUCUGGGCCUUCCACUUUUUGAGAUGUGGUUCUGAGCUUCAGAACACACAACACAACAACACUACAACACUGCACACAGAGCAUGUUCUGCUUUAGUUUUCUGCUUCAUGUCAGCAUACCCACCACUCAUUUGCUCUUAUGCCUAUUCAGUUCAAUCUUCCAAUGCUUCUUCCUUUCUGUUCUCUCUGAUUCCACUCUGAAAAAAACCAACUUUGGCAGCUGAAAACUCAUCUGGGUCAUGUAAAGUUUGAGCCCUUUUUAGGAACUUAAAAAGAAAAAAGGAAUAAUAGAAAAUGGAAUCUGGUGGAGCUAAUAACUUCUACUCAGUUGAUGAUGAGUUCAGAUUGGAUACCAAGUGGCUUAUUGAUCCUAAGCAUCUCUAUGUUGGGCCACGGAUUGGUGAAGGGGCUCAUGCCAAAGUCUAUGAGGGAAAAUACAAAGACCAGGCUGUUGCUAUCAAAAUUCUACACAAAGGAGAGACUCCGGAAGAUAUCGCCAAGCGAGAAGGCCGGUUCGCGAGGGAGGUCGCGAUGUUGUCUAGAGUGCAGCAUAAGAACUUGGUGAAGUUUAUUGGUGCAUGCAAGGAGCCUGUGAUGGUGAUAGUCACUGAGCUCUUGUUGGGAGGAACAUUGCGGAAGUAUUUGCUUAGCAUGCGACCGAAAUGCUUGGACAGACAUCUUGCCAUUGGUUUUGCGCUUGAUAUUGCGCGUGCCAUGGAGUGCCUGCAUUCCCAUGGGAUCAUCCACCGUGAUCUUAAACCCGAUAACUUGCUUUUGACCGAAGACCAAAAAAUAGUCAAGCUCGCAGAUUUCGGCUUAGCAAGAGAAGAAUCAUUAACUGAGAUGAUGACUGCAGAAACAGGAACUUACCGUUGGAUGGCUCCGGAGUUGUAUAGCACUGUCACACUGAGGCAGGGUGAGAAGAAGCAUUACAAUCAUAAAGUCGAUGCGUAUAGCUUCGCAAUCGUGUUGUGGGAGCUCAUACACAACAAAGUUCCUUUUGAAGGCAUGUCAAACCUCCAGGCAGCAUAUGCUGCAGCCUUCAAGAAUGUAAGACCAAGUGCAGAGAAUCUUCCUGAGCAAUUGGCCGAAAUCCUAACUUUGUGCUGGCAAGAGGAUCCAAACGCCCGACCAAACUUCACUCAGAUAAUCCAGAUGCUCCUGAAUUAUUUUUACACCAUUGCGCCGCCUGAACCCAUGAUUCCUUCAAGAAUAUUCACUUCCGAGAACACUGUCUUGCCACCAGAGUCACCCGGUACUAGGUCCUUGAUGGCAAAACGCGAUGACACUGGGGAUACACCAAGAGCAACAGAUGAAACCAGGCUUAAUAGUUUUCUUUGCUGCUUCAGCCAGUGUUAUUAACACCUGAAAAAAAAAAUCUUUAACAUAAAUAUGAGAGGGGGUGGGGGAAGGGGAGGAAUGUUAGAUAGAGUCAAGUCCAAAUAGAUCUUUUUGGUGACAGUAAAUGUUCAGAUUAUUACCUUUUGACAACAUUCGAGUACCAUUAGUUGGUUUUUCAUCUAUUCUUCCUUACAUAUUUUGACACAUAUGCAUGCAUAAAAUUA
Arachis duranensis is the source of this 1697-nucleotide messenger RNA. Its product is annotated as serine/threonine-protein kinase STY13. Gene Ontology annotation, molecular function: protein kinase activity; ATP binding. Gene Ontology annotation, biological process: protein phosphorylation. NCBI's taxonomy places the organism in Eukaryota, Viridiplantae, Streptophyta, Magnoliopsida, Fabales, Fabaceae. The coding region runs from base 427 to 1494 and encodes 355 amino acids. The transcript is spliced from 6 exons. The record is from RefSeq and is a predicted model, not a curated record.